This is a messenger RNA of Rhagoletis pomonella (apple maggot), 1365 nucleotides long. RefSeq lists its product as uncharacterized. The coding region runs from base 1 to 1365 and encodes 454 amino acids. Lineage: Eukaryota; Metazoa; Arthropoda; Insecta; Diptera; Tephritidae. The transcript has 2 exons. The record is from RefSeq and is a predicted model, not a curated record.
AUGUCGUCAGAAACAAUAGGCUUUGCACAAAUUGCUUCUCACACUCUCACACGCAAAAAGACUGUGAGAGUACCACGACUUGAACUGUGUGGCGCGCUUCUACUCGCAAAAUUAGCCUCAACUGUGCAAACGCAUUUAAACAUGACCAGUCAAAAAUUAUAUCUAUGGUCAGACUCAGAGAUCGUCUUAGCUUGGUUAGAAAAACCACCCCUCUCAUGGAAAACAUAUGUUUCCAACCGCAUAGCCCAAAUACUUGAUUUAGUUGAGCCGGCAACUUGGCGACAUCUAUCCAGUGCUGAUAACCCCGCCGAUCUUGGCACAAGAGGUUGCAAACCCUUGCACCUCGCCACCACCUCACUCUGGUGGAACGGCCCCAACUGGCUAAAAGAAUCACAACAAUUCUGGCCACAAUCCCCCAUACGCAACAUAAUUGCCCCAGAAAGUCGAAAAGUCGAAACCUCUCACACAAUACUGGAUGACAAUGACAUACUAGAACGAUUUUCCUCGUUCCCCCGUGCCCUAAAGGUAGUCGCCUAUAUGUUCAAAUUUGUAGAGCGCCUCAAAAAUGAGGUUAAGAAAACACCGAAUUCCCCAGAUAACAUGUUAACGCAUCAAUACCUACAAAAAGCAAAGGUUUCCCUUGUUGCAUACACUCAAACGCGCUAUUUCAGCCGCGAAAUAUUACUGCUAAGAGAAUCAAAACUAAUUGAUAAAAAGAGUCAACUCUUAGUACUCAAUCCAUUUUUAGACACGAAAGGUCUGCAUCGUGCUAAUGGACGGCUAGCGAACUCCAGCCUCACAUAUAACGAACGCCACCCCAUAAUAAUACCAGAGAAAUCCUCAUUUGCAACACCAUACCUCAGAUUUCUCCACUUAUUAAUGCUACAUGCCGAACAUCGCCUCAUGCAACAAAUGGUCCGACAAGAAUAUUAUAUUCCACGACUAAAGCCACAGAUCAAAAAAUGCAUAUUUAUGUCAAAGGAGCAAUUAGCCAAACCCCCAAUCACUUUAAAAGCACCAACAAUGGUUGAUGAGGAUAAACCUCAAGGCACACCUGCAGAAGCUACCCGCUUGAAGCAGGGUGCAAAAGAGAGAAAAACAAAAGAUUUCUCAGGCGCAAGAUUCAUUUCUGAUAGUGACAGUUUGGUAAGAUACUGCACUAAAUUCUCCUCAGCCCCAAUAGAAGACAAUUCUGAAUCGGUUCUGGAAAUAAAAAACCACAACCUUGACAACUUCUGGGCGCGCCUUCAAGCGGCAUAUGACACAAUUAUAGAAACGGAUGAUUCCGAUUUACCCGAGAAUUUCAAAGCUUCGGCUGCCGCCACAUACGAAAACUUGACCAAUAUGAAGAGACAAAAGCUAUGA